AUGUGGAAAAAUUGUGACCAAUUAAUUAAACAUUUGGAAUUGAAAUUAAUUCAAUCGGACUUGUUGGAAGUGCGUGACAUCAUGGGUGAUUAUUCGACGGACGUAAUCGGUACUUGUGCUUUCGGGCUGCAGUUAAACAGCAUUGUUGAUAAUAAUUCUUUAUUUCGAAAGUUGGGAAGAGCUAUGUUUGCACCGUCAAUAAAACUUCAACUGAAAGAUAUGUUCCAGUAUAUCUCACCAGUAUUGAGAAAAAUGUUAAAAAUUACCGACUUCCCUAAGUUUGCAACAGAUUUGUUUGAGAAUUUCUUUCGUCAGACAAUGGAAUACAGAGAAAAGAACCAUAUCACAAGAAAUGACUUUGUGCAAUGCAUGCUACAGGCCAGGACAGACUUGGUCAUCAAUAAAUCAGAGCUAUCAGUGAGCUUUAAAGAAAUGGAUAUAAUAGCCAAUGCUUUUUUUUUGUUCCUGGCCGGUUUCGAGACGGUAUCUACGACUAUGAGCAUCUGUUUAUAUGAAUUAGCCUUGAAAAAACCCAUUCAAGAUCGUGUUCGCGAAGAAAUCUUAACCGCAAAGUCGAACCAUAACAGCGAUCUUAACGAUGGGUUUUUAGCAGAACUACCAUAUGUCGAAAUGGUUUUAGCAGAAACUCUACGUAUGUAUCCACCUUUAUCAAUAAUCUUCAGAGAGGCCUCAAAGUCCUACCAAGUUCCUGGAGAAGAUUUGGUAAUAGAAAAAGGAACAAAAAUUGCUAUACCUGCAUACAGUCUUCACAUGGAUCCAAUGUAUUACCCUGAUCCGAUUACCUUCAAUCCGGAACGUUUUACUCCCGAAGAAAAAGCCAAAAGGCCAAGCGGGGUUUAUAUGCCCUUUGGAGAAGGACCUCGUCAGUGUUUAGCGUUUGCCGAAAUAGAAAUGAAAUUGGCACUUUCAGAAAUAUUAUCAAAAUACGAAAUAGAACCAUGUGAAAAAACUGAUGCUCCAAUGAAAUUUAAGAAACUAACUUUGAAUACUGUACCAAAAAAUGACAUAUGGUUGAAAUUUAAGAGGCUUGAUUUAUAA
Adelges cooleyi (spruce gall adelgid) is the source of this 1059-nucleotide messenger RNA. Its product is annotated as probable cytochrome P450 6a13. The transcript has 4 exons. The coding region runs from base 1 to 1059 and encodes 352 amino acids. The record is from RefSeq and is a predicted model, not a curated record. NCBI's taxonomy places the organism in Eukaryota, Metazoa, Arthropoda, Insecta, Hemiptera, Adelgidae. Gene Ontology annotation, molecular function: monooxygenase activity; oxidoreductase activity, acting on paired donors, with incorporation or reduction of molecular oxygen; iron ion binding.